This is a messenger RNA of Atta colombica, 3134 nucleotides long. Its product is annotated as protein KIAA0556-like. The coding region runs from base 451 to 2982 and encodes 843 amino acids. The transcript is spliced from 14 exons. The record is from RefSeq and is a predicted model, not a curated record. NCBI's taxonomy places the organism in Eukaryota, Metazoa, Arthropoda, Insecta, Hymenoptera, Formicidae.
UCAAAAAUUAUUUCUUAGCAAACUUUACUUUUUAUCAUAGUAGAUAGAAAUGGUGUAAGUUGUGCGCGCGCACAUAUUAUAUAAUCAUUAUACUUAAUAUAAUAUAAAAUUGCAUAUAGAGGCGCGCCUAUUUUAGUCUUCAGAAGAGUUUCCAUAGUGAUAGCAGCAAACAAAGCGAGAAUCGAACGAGCCGAACGACAAUAGGAUAAGAAUUUCUGAUCGGUUAUUAUCGGUCUUAAACAAUUAAUUGAGCAAUCUGGAAUCUGUGCAACGUAUAAUCAUGAAAAUUAAUAUGUGUAUGUUUUUGAAAAAUGAAAAAAAUGCAAUUGAUAUUUUUUCGAUAAAAUAAUAAAUAGAUUAUCUGUGUGAUUCAAUUUGGCGAGUUAUUAUUAUCACUAUAAAGGUGACAUAUAUAACGAUACCAGUGGUGAAACAAGAAAAUAAAUAAACAUGGAUAAUGUUACGUAUGAUAAGAUGGAGAAUGAAACUGCAUCUUUGGCUGCCAACGCGCUUAAAAUGCCAUCAUGGUUAAUGGAGAUGACCGACAAUGUAGAGAAGAUUAAUACAAGUAACGAUGCCAAAUCAUUAAAAAUGGAAACAUUUGUUUUAAUCGAUGAUCAGCAUCAUUUAAAAAAUAUCAUCAUCAAGAAGAAAGAUGAAGAUAUAAAUAAUCAACCUAAUAAUUAUCAAUCAAACUUGAAUCAUCUUUAUAUCGAUGCUAAUAUUACAUUACAAACACCAUGCACGAGCAAAUCACUGCCGAAUACACCAAAGAGCGAACAAGUACAAGUUAAACGAAGAACACGCGCUUGUUCUGCCGUUGUGAAUGCAAAGCAUCGUACGAAGAAUGAUUUUCAUGGUUUGGACGCAUACUUGGAAAGAAAACAGAUGGAAAAGCAUGGGAUGUAUUUGACAUUCAGAAAUUAUAACGACGAUAAAAUUGGCGAUGAGGAUCAAUCUUACUUUGAACAUCGAAUAUCAAGUGUCCCGAAUCGUGCAGAUACACGAUUACAUUUGUCAGAUGACAAUUAUCUUAACGAUUCCACAUUUAGUACACAGAAUGAAGGAAGUCCGAAAUUAUUAUCUGAUAAACUAUACAGAAAUUUUAUUAUUCCUGAAUUACCAUCUGGAGACUCAUUGGUCAUUGAUAUUAUUUCUACCUGGGGCGACAAACAUUACGUAGGUCUCAAUGGUAUUGAAAUUUUUUCAAAUACCGGAGAACCAGCAAGAAUAAAAGAGAUACGUGCACAUACAACAAGCGUUAAUCACUCACCGAACAAUCAUAAUCCUUAUACAAUAAAUAAUUUAAUUAAUGGUAUCAAUCGAACAAGAGAUGAUGCAAAUUUAUGGCUAACACCUUAUUCAAAUGGUGACCAUCAUUAUGUUUAUAUGAUAUUUGAAUUCACGAUUACUAUAGCGAUGAUCAGAAUAUGGAAUUAUAAUAAAUCUAGAAUACAUUCCUUUCGAGGAGCCAAAGAUGUUAUUAUUAAAUUGAACGAUAUUAUCAUUUUUUACGGAGAAAUCGCUAAAGCUUCAGGGGAUGAUAUGGGUAGCCUUGAUUCUUUUGGAGAUACUAUAUUAUUUACGACGGACGAAAAUAUUCUGGAAUUGAUAUCAAAACAUGAUAAUACAUUCAUAGAAUUCAAUAAUGGGACAUCAGAUUGUGAAGAGAAAGAAAUAAUUCGUCCAAUAACAGCAACAAUGACCAAUGAUCAAAUUGCUUCGGCGAGACGUAAUAAUAGUGACGAUUCUAUUGAAAAUUCUCCCAACGCGGGAUGUUAUACCAAUAACAAAAUUCGCAAUACCGUUCUUACCCCUCUCUCUUGCCGAGAGAUUCAAUUAAUUAUCCUUUCUAAUUGGGGAUUACAGAAUUUGGUUGGCCUUACCGGUAUAGAAUUAAUCGGGAAUCAAGAUGUAGCAGUCCCGUUAGUAAAUGCCAAUUUACAUUGUAACGCGGCUGAUACACAUUUAAUGAGACUAAUUGACGGGCACAAUGUUACAACCGAAAUGGAUUAUAUGUGGCUAGCGGAUUUAAUGUUAAAUAAGAGGAUUACGAUAACCGUUACUUUCGAUACGGAUGUGUACCUGACUGGAAUUCGAAUUUGGAAUUACAAUGCAUCUUUGGAGUUGUCUUAUUGCGGAGUGAAACAGUUACUAAUUAAAUUAGACGGUAGACAGUUGCAUGAUGAGAAUUAUUCUGAUGGCUUCCUAUUGAGACGCGCGCCGGGAUCUUGUCAUUAUAAUUUUGUCCAAAAAAUUAGUUUUCUUAAUCCACCUAAUCAAGAACAAUCUUCGAAUCAAAUCAUCGAUCCAAUUACAAAAUCACUCGAAGGUAUAUGUCAUUCAGAGACGGCGUAUAAAGCAGAACUCGAGUCUUUCGAUUCCAAUUACGAAGCUCCGUCGAUGCCACGCGGAUUCGUUUAUCAAAUAAUAAUUUUCUCUACAUGGGGAGACUCUUACUACGUGGGCCUCAAUGGAAUACAACUAUAUGAUAAUUAUGGAAAAGAAAUCAAAUUAACUGCAGAUAAUGUAGCCGCAUUUCCCGAAAGCGUCAACAUAAUAGAAGGAAUAGACAACGACAUUCGUACACCAGACAAACUUAUUGAUGGGAUAAAUGAUAUUCGAGAUGGACGACAUGCUUGGCUGGCUCCUAUACUUCCUGGACAAACAAAUCGCGUGUAUUUAAUAUUUUAUCAUCCCAUUAUGGUAUCAAUGAUCAAAAUCUGGAAUUAUGGAAAAACCUCACAAAGGAGAGUUAAAGAAUUUGCAAUAUUAGUAGAUGACUUACUAGUUUACAAUGGGACAUUGGAUAAAUAUAACUCAUACGGAUUGGUAACGUUUGUAAAGGAAAACAGCAAUGAGAAUCUAGUAAACCGUUCAGAGCAAGAGGGUCAUCUUUUAAACUUACGAAGAAAUACCUCGGGCACCAAUUCAUUACCGGAUCCAUCCCUUCGUCCGCAUACAUCUUUACAAUUUAAAUAAUCGUAAUGCUGUAGAUAUUUAUCAAUACAUAUUAAAAUGUAUUUUUAUACUUACAGACUACUAAGAUAAGACUUUCAUCUUUAUAUUAGUGUUCCGUUUAAAUAAUUAAUGGCAUUAAUAGCGCACACGCACGCACGCGCGCGCGCGCGCAC